Molecule: messenger RNA, 3566 nt
Organism: Linum trigynum
Lineage: Eukaryota; Viridiplantae; Streptophyta; Magnoliopsida; Malpighiales; Linaceae
Source: the annotation of a GenBank genome assembly
ACAAGGAAAGACGCAAGUGAAGGGAAAAUAUCAAAUUAAUACUCAUACUCUUUACAUUCUACAUCGUUGGAACCCUUACUUUCAAAACCCAGUUAGGUCAGUCCUUUAGUGUGCAAGGCAUGGUCAUUUCAGUACACAAUUUUUUUUUUUUGUCUUAGAUAAUUAGAUAUCUUUUUUGUGUAGUAGGUACAAGUGUUUGUUCACAUGUCUUGAAGAAAACUCUUAACAUGUAGGAGGGAGGGUGUUGUACAUGUCAUUCGAUAGACAAUUUCACAAAUCGUGGGAUAACGCAAGCGAUGAGAGCGCAUGACGACAAUCACAAAGCACAUAAUCUCCUAAAGCAUUCACAUCAACCCCCGGUAUGCAAUUGUCGAAUGAUAGUGAGAGUACCCCCCUCAAAAAUGACUUGAUAAAGAUCAAGUCAGGCAACAAACAAUAAAAGUCUCACGAUCUGCAGAUAACUCAAUAGAUUUGGGCCGAAGAUGUAGUCAUGUUGCCGAGUUUUUUAAGGCUCGGUGUGUUUCAGAGUUGAGGGGAAAAUAAAGAAGAGGAAAACUGGUGAACAAGUAGUUGAUCUAGUGAUACUAUCCUUAGUUUUGAAUUUGAGAUUUGAUAUUCGAAUUCUUUAAAUAGCAUCCAACACAAAAUUACUUGUAAACUUAUAUCACCCUUGAAAAAACAAAAAAAAACAAAAAUAAAAAGGAAAACCCUGCUCCUUCGGAAUUGGAAGGACUGGAUCCAAGACUCUAUUUCUUGGGCCCAUAUGACUUGAACCGGUUUGGGCUAUCAUUAUCACCACGGCCCAAACCCAAUUUCCUAAGUCCUAACACAAUCAGGAUUUCCAAACCUCUGAAGGUUGUAAUACAGACAUGCUACAUUGCAGCUCUAGCAUUUCUCAGUCAAAAACUCACAUCAAUCCAAUGUUUAUGUUACCAUUAUUUGUUAUAUUUGUUAGAUGCUAUCAUUUGUUUGAGCUGAUUGUCUCGUCCUGUUUUUUGAAGGAUAAAUUCGUGACAAAUUUUCUUAUUUGUCACAAGCGUUAUACAAGACAACUUUAAUGGCUAACGUAUGAUGGUCUUUUGGAAUUUCCAAAAUCCAUAUUGAUUCAUAAUACAAGUUAGGAGGGAUAUGUUACGGUUACCUUACUUUUUACAAUAAAACACAAUUUCCCUUGUUUGGCGCUCGUAAUUACACCAAUUAUGUACUCACCAGAAGAGAUUCUUCUGCUAAUGAUGUUGCUUCUCCUUAAAAAGGUUCAGUGUUCAGAAGCAACAAGGCAGGGGAAAUCCUUUUCUUUAAAUGCACAAUCUUACCACAUAUGUACCGUUUGUUUGGUGGUCCUAACUCCUAAGUCCUAACAAUAACGAACAUUAGAAACCGUAACCCGAUUCGUUGUUUGCUACGUAAAUAGAAAAAUGUUAACCCUUUCAACCUUGAAGGCCAACCAAUGUCUGGUCAAGAAAACCACAAUUCCAAAUUCAAAGUAUCAGCAGCCAGCCACGAAAUAUUAAACAUAUUUUUUGAAAGAAAAGGCAUCCAACGGGAGAUGGAUAUAAAGUAUAAACUACACAACUACCAGUACGAAAUUGCUAUUUUUUGCUUCUGCUGCAAACAGACAAAUCCGCGCUCUUUAUAACGAUUUCCGCCAGCCACACUUCUCGCCGGCCGUCUCCCCCAUCAUCUCCACAGUCUCUUGUCCGCUGCGCAUCAUUGUUGUAGCCAUGGCUAUCUCGCUCCAGUUCUCUCGGCUCUCACUCCGCGCCGACGGAUUCAUCACGGAGAAUCGCCCAGCCGUUUUCAGCAGCCGGCGGCGCGGGAAGCCUGCUUCCGUCCGAUGCUCCGGAGACGAAUCGGGAUCCUUGGCUGUGGAUUCCGAAUUCGACUCCAAGGCGUUCAGGCACAACUUGACCAGGAGCAAGAACUAUAAUCGGAGAGGGUUCGGGCACAAGGAGGAGACUCUCGAGCUCAUGAGCCAAGAGUACACCAGCGACAUCAUCAAGACUCUGAAGGAGAACGGGAACGAGUAUACAUGGGGGAAUGUUAAUGUGAAGUUGGCUGAAGCGUAUGGGUUUUGCUGGGGGGUUGAGCGGGCUGUCCAGAUUGCCUAUGAAGCUAGGAAGCAGUUCCCUGAGGAGAAGAUCUGGCUCACCAAUGAGAUCAUUCACAAUCCAACUGUUAAUAAGCGGUUGGAGGAUAUGCAGGUCGAGAACAUUCCGAUUGAGGGAGGGCUGAAACAGUUUGAAGUUGUGAACAAGGGGGAUGUGGUGAUUUUGCCUGCUUUUGGGGCUGCUGUUGAUGAGAUGUUGACCCUCAGCGACAAGAAUGUGCAAAUCGUCGAUACGACUUGCCCUUGGGUGUCUAAGGUGUGGAACACUGUUGAGAAACAUAAGAAGGGAGAGUAUACUUCAAUUAUUCAUGGUAAAUAUUCUCAUGAGGAGACCGUAGCAACUGCCUCUUUCGCUGGAAAGUACAUCAUUGUGAAGAAUAUGACCGAGGCAAUGUACGUAUUUGACUAUGUUCUUGGAGGAAAACUCGAUGGAUCUAGCUCAACCAAAGAGGAGUUUCUAGAGAAAUUUAAGUAUGCUGUGUCUGAGGGAUUUGAUCCAGAUAGAGAUCUUGUCAAAGUUGGUGUUGCAAAUCAAACUACAAUGCUUAAGGGAGAAACUGAAGAAAUUGGAAAAUUGGCUGAGAGGACCAUGAUGCAGAAGUACGGAGUUGAAAAUGUCAAUGAUCACUUCAUAAGCUUCAACACUAUUUGUGAUGCUACUCAGGAGAGACAAGAUGCUAUGUUCAAAUUGGUGGAGGAAAAGUUGGACCUUAUUCUAGUUGUUGGCGGGUGGAACUCGAGCAACACAUCGCAUCUUCAAGAAAUUGCUGAGCUCCGCGGGAUCCCUUCAUACUGGAUCGACACUGAACAGAGAAUAGGCCCAGGCAACAAGAUAGCCUUCAAGUUAAACCAUGGGGAAUUGGUUGAGAAAGACAACUUUCUACCAGAAGGACCAAUUACCAUCGGCAUAACCUCAGGUGCUUCCACCCCAGAUAAGGUGGUAGAGGAUGCUCUUAAGAAGGUUUUCGAGAUCAAGCGCCAGGAAGUCCUGCAGAUGGCGUAGAUUUAGACGCUUCAGUGUAAAUAGAUUAUCUGCAUAAUCAGAACACGAGUUGAUUUCAUUAGCAAUUUGUUGUAUCAGUUAGUAGCAUAAAGGUUGGGAAGGGUUGUAUGGUGUAACGUGAAACCACUCUGAGCUUACGAUAUUAAAAUAAUUGAAAGAAUGAUUGUGUCGUGGAAAAUGUCCAGAAAUUUGCGAGUCGAAGCCAAGGGGUUGGAGCUGCAGUGAACGAUUUAUGGUAAUAUUGAGAGUAAACACACUUUCUAAAAUUCACUUUGGCCAAUUUGUCGCCUGAACCUUGAACUGAGCAAACAGGGCAUUCUCUCCAGGCAACUUUGUGUUCGAAGACCCGGUUCUUUCCUUCGACUGGAAUGAAUUUUACGCAGUAAUUCAUGCACGAGUUACAACCACAAGAUGUAACUUCCUCCUAGCAUAUAAACAUAAACCUAGAAAAGAGGA